AUGUCCGAUUUUAAUGUGCUACAAGCAAUAAAGUAUGGUCAUAGUCAAAUUUUAGUUUCGACACCACUUGAAGCACUCGCCGAUAAGAAUUCAAUCAAUCAGAGUUACCUACACUUUGCAGCAGAGAGUGGACAUGAAUCGAUUCUGAGAUUGUUGGUGAUGCGUGCAAAGUUGGAUGUCAAUGCUGUCGAUCAAUAUGGAAUGACACCACUUCACAAUGCAUGUCUAGAGAACAAACAUCUUGCAGUUAGCUUUCUCCUAGCGAACGGUGCCAAAGUAGAUCCCACCGAUGUCAACAAUGAAACACCACUUUAUCUCGCUGCAUUGAGUGGUGCACCGCAAUGUUUACAAAUAUUACUCAAACAUUCUGCGUCUAUAAAUCAUCAAACAAAUACAGGAAAUACAGCUUUACAUAUUGCGAUUGUUAAUAAUAAUUGGGAGUGUAUAGAUUUGUUAUCUCAAUACGAUGCUGAUCAUACUAUUAUUAAUAAAGAUAAAAAGAGUGCAUUGAUGUUGUGGGAAGAAUCAGCAUUAUCAAAGAAACACAAAUAUUUAUUUACGUCUAAAAAAGAUCUAAUAAGAUUGGUGGAAUCAUUAGAUAACCAAUUGAAUGAGAAGGAAUCAAAAAUAAAUGAAUUAUUAAAAUCAAUAUCAAAUCUUAAACUACAACAACAACAAACAAUUGUACAACAACCAAUAGUUCAACAACAAAUACAACCAAAACCAGAUUAUACAAAUAUAAUCAAUGAAAUUGAUAAUAUAUCUAAUUUAAUAACAAAUUUAAAAUCAAACUUUACAAAAUAA
Messenger RNA from Heterostelium album PN500, 804 nucleotides. RefSeq names its product ankyrin repeat domain-containing protein. The transcript has 3 exons. The record is from RefSeq and is a predicted model, not a curated record. Gene Ontology annotation, molecular function: protein binding. Bases 1 to 804 code for a protein of 267 amino acids. NCBI's taxonomy places the organism in Eukaryota, Evosea, Eumycetozoa, Acytosteliales, Acytosteliaceae.